AUGGGACGCCGAGGGGGCGGCGGCGGCGAGGGCGGCGGCUCCCCGGAGCGGGCGAUGGGGACCCGCAAAGGUCUAUUCUCAAAUAUCUGGUUAUGGCGAGGUGUUGCUGGAGUCCUUACCACUGCAGUCGUUUUGAUUUUGUGUAUUCAGUUUGUAAACCGUUCUUUGGCCAAAGAUUUUCCUGUCUGUCCUUCCCUGGACCUCUGUCCAUCAGGUUGGCUGUAUUUCCAGAGGAAAUGCUACUUCCUCUCAGAGAGUGAAGCCAACUGGAACUCUAGUCAGAGCCUCUGCUCUUUGCACAAUGCUUCCCUCCUGGUGAUCGAAAAUCAUCAGGAACUGAGUUUUAUGGUGAAGAUAACAAAGCAAGACCCGUGGAUUGGACUCUAUAAAAGAAAUGAAGAGUUCUUUUGGGUAAAUGGGAAAGCGUUAGACAAUAAACUGAUUGAAGUCAAAGGGUCUGGAAACUGUGCCUAUCUUGAGUCAAAAGGAGUCUCAGCCUCUGGAUGUUAUUUAACCAGGAAGUGGGUCUGUAGCUUGAAUAUUAGCUUAGCACGAUAAAGGUGGAUGAAGCCACCCA
This is a messenger RNA of Gavia stellata (red-throated loon), 577 nucleotides long. Its product is annotated as C-type lectin domain family 2 member L-like. NCBI's taxonomy places the organism in Eukaryota, Metazoa, Chordata, Aves, Gaviiformes, Gaviidae. The transcript is spliced from 5 exons. The record is from RefSeq and is a predicted model, not a curated record. Bases 1 to 558 code for a protein of 185 amino acids.